Molecule: messenger RNA, 2006 nt
Organism: Salmo salar (Atlantic salmon)
Lineage: Eukaryota; Metazoa; Chordata; Actinopteri; Salmoniformes; Salmonidae
Product: transcriptional adapter 1-like
Biological process (GO): regulation of transcription by RNA polymerase II
Cellular component (GO): SAGA complex
Molecular function (GO): transcription coactivator activity
Source: RefSeq, a predicted model, not a curated record
AUGAUAACGUCGAACACUUGUAUAGACGUCGUUAUGGCAGCCCAUACUACUGAGCUUGAAAUUGCCAAGAAACAUUUAACUGAAGCAAUUGGUGAUAAUGUUAAACAUUACUGGGCGAACUUGAAACUGUGGUUCAAACACAAGAUAAGCAAGGAAGAGUUUGACAUCGAGGCUCGUCGCCUUUUGGCACAAGACAACGUUCAUGUCCACAAUGACUUUCUCCUGGCCAUUCUCACACGUUGUCAGAUAAUCGUCUCCACACCAGAGGGUGCUGGAUCUUUGCAGUGGGCAGGUAGCUCAGCCUCCAAGCCUGGCAAGCCUGCCAAAGGAAAAAAGAAGUUCUCCUUCAGACAGAAAUUUGAUCAUCGUUUCCAGCCCCAGAACCCUCUGAGUGCGGCCCAGGCCUUCAGCCCGCGGGAGGUUGGGAGUGAGGAGGAGGAGCUGAGACUUAGUGCCCACACCCUGUUGCUGCCCACCCGGGGCCAGCUGGAGGCCCGCAUGAUGGUCACCGCUUUUGAGCUGGGCCUGGACAACGUCACGGAGGACGCCGUCAGCACCAUGGUCCACGCAGUGGAGAACCACCUGAAGGACAUGCUGACUGCUGUGGUGUCCAGGAGGAAGGCCUACCAGCUGCGUGACGGACACUUCCCCUAUGCCUUCGGCAGUGAUGUCACCCCCCAGCCCUACUUGAAGAACAGCCUGGCAGCCUACCACAUUGUCACAGAUUGCCCACCUCACAGUGCAUCUCGUCUGGCCGGACCGCCGCCCCCUCAGCUAUUACAAGACGAUGCUGAGCAGCAGGCUGCUCUCCUAUUGGCCUGUUCUGGUGACAGUCUCCUUGCGCCCCUCCCUCCCAUCAGCAUGUUUGAUCUCCUGGAAGCGUUACAGGUCCACCGAGGUGUGAUGCCCUCUCACACCAUGUAUGCCCUGAACAUGGAACGGAUCCUGUCCCGGCUGUGGCAUCCCAGUCACGAGGAGCUGGAGCAGGACCAUGUGCACCAUCAACGCCUCGCAGGGAAGGAUGGUCUGCUCGUCAGCUGAGACGCACACAGACAGUCUGGUGGAUAGACAGGCAGAUUGUGGUGAGGGUAUGGCAGAGACAAAUGGAGAGUUUAACACGCACAGUGUUGAGGCAUCCAUAUGGCCCCUAAACCCUGUCUUGAAGCAGAGAGAGAGGAUGAUAUCGAAGACUGGAUUUAGUCUCCACUAGGUCUACUCCGUUAGAGGCUCUGCAACCGCUUCACCACGCAGCACAACUUUACACUAGUGUCAAUAACGUUUUUCGAACGCUUGGUAGAGUGCAAACCCAGCCUAAGAUGCACACAGUAGAUCUGUGUUUAAGGCUCACAGAACUGUGCUGUAAUGAAAAGGAAGGAAUGAAGGCCCAGUGGUGUGGUCACCGACAGCUUGUUAUGGCACUAACAUGUCUACACACACAGUGAUAUCUCUCCCAUAGCCUCUCUGACCCUCCUUUAAAUGCACCGUUAAUAAUGUCAAUUCGUUUGAGGAUGGGUGUGUUUCUGAUCACCUGGUGGGUUUAUUUUGUCGGUUAAUUUGUUUGAUAGAAUAGUGUUACUUUUGUAUUUCCCACGCCUCUGUGUACAAAUGUUAUUAUUGCGAUAUUGACAUGCUCUUGUAGAAUUAUGCCGGAGUAGUACACUUGGGUCCUUGUUCACUGUACUUUGUCAGAGCAAUGCAUUUAUUAGUAUGCAUGCAAAUAUGUAAAUAUGAUUUAUUUAAAAAAAAAAAAAUUUACACCAGCUAUCUUGUUUAAUAUCAAAGUCCACUUGAUCAAUAGUAAAUAAAUAAUAAUAAUAAAUAGUAAACGGUACUGUGCAGCCGUAUUCAUUGCCCCGGCCAAGGCUUUCGACUCUGUCAAUCACCACAUCCUCAUCGGCAGACUCAACAGCCUUGGUUUCUCAAAUGAUUGCCUCGACUGGUUCACCAACUACUUCUCCGACAGAGUUCAGUGUGUCAAAUCUGAGGGCCUGUUGUCCGGGCCUCUG